GUAGGAACCCUCCGCCAGCGCCGGGGAGAAAUUAUUUUAUGGAGAGAGAAUGCGGAGAAAUUAUGUCACUAAAGAAAACACAAGCACACCUCAGCGAAAAAUUACCAAAUAAGGCACGCACUGCACUGCACACACUCGCGUCUCGCGCGGAGUCCCGGGGGAGUCGGAUAAAGGAGGGGGUGUGUGCGGGGGUGGUGCUGAACGAACAGCUCCCGUUAACAGCGCGCUCCAGUAAAUAAAGUCAUCAGUAGACCUCGCGGCGCGCAACAGUCACCGAAAGACACAGUGGAGCCAUGAACCAGCAGCCGAGCUCUCCGGCCUCCAGACUCGCGCUUAAACUUUGGGAGCCCGUCAAGUCACCCAGACCAUGAAGAGGCAAAACGUGAGGACUCUCGCGCUCAUCAUCUGCACGUUCACCUACCUUCUGGUUGGAGCCGCCGUCUUCGAUGCCUUGGAAUCUAAGAAAGAGACCACUCAGCGGAAGAAACUGGACGAUAAAAAAUUAGACCUAAUGGACAAGUACAACCUGACGAAGGAAAACUUUUACGAGUUGGAAACGGUUGUGUUGCAGCUGAAGCCGCACAAAGCCGGGGUUCAGUGGAAAUUCGCCGGGUCUUUCUAUUUUGCCAUCACUGUGAUCACGACCAUAGGGUAUGGGCAUGCGGCCCCCAGCACGGACGGCGGUAAGGUGUUCUGCAUGUUCUACGCGCUGCUGGGCAUCCCGCUGACGCUGGUGAUGUUCCAGAGCCUGGGCGAGCGCAUCAACACGCUGGUGCGCUACCUCCUGCACCGCCUGAAGAGGGCGCUGGGCCUGCGGCGGCCCGAGGUGUCCAUGGCCAACAUGGUGGCCAUCGGCUUCUUCUCCUGCGUGGGGACGCUGUGCGUGGGGGCCGCCGCCUUCUCCCGCUACGAGACCUGGAGCUUCUUCCACGCCUUCUACUACUGCUUCAUCACGCUGACCACCAUCGGCUUCGGCGACUACGUGGCCCUGCAGAAGGACGAGGCGCUGCAGAACCAGCCGCGCUACGUGGCCUUCAGCUUCAUCUACAUCCUGACCGGCCUCACCGUCAUCGGCGCCUUCCUCAACCUGGUGGUGCUGCGCUUCAUGACCAUGAACGCCGAGGACGAGAAGCGCGACGCAGAGCAGCGGGCCCUGCUGUCCCGCAACGGGCAGCCGGCGGGCGCGGGGGCGGGGCCUCAGCACCCGCACGCCCCCCGCAGGCCCGGGGACCCCGCCUCCUUCUCCUCCUCCUCCUCCUCCGCGGGCGGGGUCGGGGGGGGCGGCGGCGGGGGGGGCGGCGGCGGAGGAGGGGGGCGGGGCCUGCGGAACGUGUACGCGGAGGUGAUGCACUUCCAGUCCAUGUGCUCCUGCCUGUGGUAUAAGAGCCGGGAGAAGCUGCAGUACUCCAUCCCCAUGAUCAUCCCGCGCGACCUGUCCACCUCGGACACCUGCGUGGAGCACAGCGAGGCCUACACCGACCCACUGUCCAACGGCUGCGUCUGCGGCCUGCAACGCCGCUCCGCCAUCAGCUCCGUCUCCACCGGCCUGCACAGCCUCUCCACCGCCCGCGGCCCCACCAAGCGCCGCAGCUCCUUCUAGUGGCCGGGAGGACCCACUACGCUUCCCCUCGUUUCCCUCUGUGUGGCUGUGGGGUCCACUGCUGCAGACUAACCACAGCGCCAGCUAGUGGCCGGGAGGACUCACUGCACCCCCCCCCGUUUCCCUCUGUGCCCGUGAGAGGACUACUACAUUAAACGAGCCACAGCGCCACCUAGCACCCUGGAGGACUCACUGUGUUCUCUUUUUGUCCUCAGGUGCUCGGGGGGGGCGGACUAUCACGCUAGACCAAACUGAGGCACUGUUUUAGACUAAAUAACCAUUAAAUCUGUUGGGGUUUGUCUUAAGAUUUUUUUUGUUUGUUUCAUUAUUUGCUACUUUGGUAAUAAAUGUACUUGAACUCACAGGUUAUAAUGCCUACAUAUCAUUUAAGCAUUGUUGACAGUGUUAUGUGGCAUUAUGACAUUUGUCUGUUAGCUGUAAUAAGCUGCCGUGAUUGGCUAGGGGAGGUGUCAUGUCAUGCUUAAGACAUUGUUAUACAGGCUUACAGUUCAAGUUCCAGUCCUUUUUUACUUUCUCCCUCAUGUUUAUAGUGUAUUAUCUGAUUUAUCUUUUGAUAGAGGGGGUUUUCUGAGAGACAAAAAGACACUGUUAAUGUUUAAUAUUCUUAAUAUUCUUAUGAUGAACCUGAAAAAAUUGUAUAUAAAGUAAUAUUAGUAUCCCAAUUUUUGGGAUUUUGCUUUUGAGUUUUACAAAUUAAGCAUGUUUUUCCCCAAUAAACAAUAUAUGGGGAGGGUGGACUUUUGAGUGACACUACUGCUCAUAGAAAGAAAAAAAAACUGUGUACAUAUAUGUAAUUUUGACACUUUAUAUCAACUGUUUCUGGUAUUAGAAAGAGCCUAUUUUUUACACUUAAGGGAUUGAAACCAAUUAUCGUAGGUUCCUGUUAACCUGAAGUUCAGUUUCAGGUUCACACACACACACACACACACACACAUAUUUUACCCUGCUCAAGAGUUUAAUUUUGUACAAAGUUUUAUUAUUUCCAUUCUAACUAUCUCUCUUUUGUCAUACCAGUUUAUUUGUUUUAAUGUUUUUUAAAAUUUUAUUUCCCUUACGACCACACACACGUGCGAUGGUUUUACUGAGCACGUUAGUCUGAUUUCAUGUAGAUUUUUAACCCUUUCACGACUGCACUUUACAAUGCUGUUAUAGGUGCGUGAUACGUGCGUAAUAAGUGCUGUUAUAAGGCAUUGGUGACAAUGCACUCUAUCGUACAAUAAGGGCAUCCAACUGCCAAGAUUAAAUAACACUUUGUUUCUGGUUUGUUUUUUUAAAUAAACGUGUGGAUGUAUUUGUUUAUGACUUUAGUCUAUGAUGCAGCACUUCUCCAGAGACUGAGAAUGUUGAGCAGAAAUCAAACUUUGAGAAGAGGAGCAGGGUGUGAAAAGGCUCUACUGUCUGUGGGAACACCGCUUUCCUUUUCCAGAAAUAUGAAUUAUGAGUGAGAGACAGGAGCCACUCUGUCAUAUCCUGUGUGCUAAGAUCAUAAUUCUAAUAACUUGAUUGAGAAAAUAAGUAUUGUAUGGUUUGGUUGUGAGUUUAUUUAUUGUUGAAUUUAUUAAUCUGCCACGAAUAAACCAAAUUUCCAAUGAAUAGAAAUGAGACAAAAUCUAAUUAGGGCCUGUCAUCAUUGGGUCUUGUGUUAUCAGAUUCUAGCAAAAACAAAACAGGAAUUGCUGAGUAAUGCAGUGAUGAAUACAGCUAUGCAUUUCAUUCUGUGUCCCUUUCACAUUUACUUUCAGGAGUAGCAUUAAAAUACUCCAUAUUUACCUGGUAAUUAUUUACUUAAAAAUUUAAUAUUUAUGAUUAUAUUUGUGAAUGUAAUAUGAAUUAAUCACAGACCAAACUAAAUAUCCACAUCAAGACAAAUCCUACUGGAUAAUUUGAAGCUGUAACAAAAGUUGAUGUCAGAAAACUAUGAAGCAUGAAACACAUGGCAUUGCAUUUAGACAGACAGAGAGAGAGAGAGAAAGAAAAACAGAGACAAAGGAGGAGGGAGAGAGAGAAAUUGAAUUGACCAAUUUGCUGGAAGUUACUGAAGUUAUUCAGAGAGAUUGCAUGGGAAAGGAAGAUACUUUUUGUGAUUUAAAUGCAAUUUGUACACCCACCCCCCACCCCACCCCGGACUGCUUAAAUCCUGCUUCAUAUUCUAACAGCUCUGACAUUUCUGAGGGUUUCAGUGAAUCUGAGGACUGAAAAUUGCGCUCAUGAUGACAGUCGCCCCAUUCAGAGGGUGAAUGGGAAUUCUCACAGAGCAGAACCAGUGAUGGCUCCAGUGUAAAUUUCCACUGGCUGCACGGUCCUAAGAUUUGAGUAGGUGCAGAGGAUUCCAUGCACCAGUGCUCUUUCCCACAGGAAAGCACGUCACCCCGAUGCCAUCGUCAUGGAGACCAACGUCAUGGAUACCAUCACCCCCUCUGAUGAGUGUGUAAAAUAUCCCAAUAUGAUAGAUCUGGAUGUGGGACGAGGGGGGAAUGGGGGGGGGGGGGGUGAAGGGAUCAUUUACCAGAAAGGUAAACAGAACCAGCGAUUCUCUGGGGGCUCAUUUGGCUCCAGCCUGUUCCCCGCCGCCCCCCCGCCCCCCCAGCGUUAGUCAGCAGGACUGGUCCUCUGUCCGGCCCGUAUGACGCAGUUACGCUGCUCUCGGGGAUAACCGCGCCUGCCACUGUGCAGCAGGUCAGCGGGAAUUCAGCUCCAUCAUAAACGGGUUCAUACGAGUCCGACAGGGACUGUGUGCUCAGAAAGAGUCCGAGUCGAUCAAACCCGGAUGACUCGAGUCGUUCCAUCGGCAGUUAAGGGACUGCCGAUGAAAACUAGCCUUAUGGCUAACUCGGGUACAUUCACAUUUGUUUAAAUGUUGAUUAAUGUACAUUGUCCCUUUCCAAAUAAAGAAAUAAAAAUUUUAAAAAUUAAA
Anguilla anguilla (European eel) is the source of this 4535-nucleotide messenger RNA. It is a transcript of the gene kcnk3a, whose product is annotated as potassium channel, subfamily K, member 3a. The transcript is spliced from 2 exons. Gene Ontology annotation, biological process: stabilization of membrane potential; potassium ion transmembrane transport. The record is from RefSeq and is a predicted model, not a curated record. Gene Ontology annotation, molecular function: open rectifier potassium channel activity; potassium ion leak channel activity. Lineage: Eukaryota; Metazoa; Chordata; Actinopteri; Anguilliformes; Anguillidae. Gene Ontology annotation, cellular component: membrane. The coding region runs from base 368 to 1600 and encodes 410 amino acids.